This is a messenger RNA of Aquila chrysaetos chrysaetos, 6153 nucleotides long. RefSeq names its product chromobox protein homolog 2. Bases 54 to 1697 code for a protein of 547 amino acids. Gene Ontology annotation, cellular component: heterochromatin; PRC1 complex. Gene Ontology annotation, biological process: negative regulation of transcription by RNA polymerase II. The record is from RefSeq and is a predicted model, not a curated record. The transcript is spliced from 5 exons. NCBI's taxonomy places the organism in Eukaryota, Metazoa, Chordata, Aves, Accipitriformes, Accipitridae.
GCGCCCGGGGGCUCCCCUUGUGUGUGCGUGUGCGUGCGUGCGGGGCCGGGGCCAUGGAGGAGCUGAGCAGCGUGGGAGAGCAGGUCUUCGCCGCCGAGUGCAUCCUCAGCAAGCGGCUCCGCAAGGGCAAGCUGGAGUACCUGGUCAAGUGGCGAGGCUGGUCCUCCAAGCACAACAGCUGGGAGCCCGAGGAGAACAUCCUUGAUCCAAGACUCCUCCUGGCUUUCCAAAAGAAGGAACAUGAAAAAGAAGUACAGAAUCGCAAGAGGGGCAAGCGGCCCAGGGGCAGGCCCAGGAAACACGUGGUGAGUGCUGCUUGUGUGAACUCUCCCUGUCUCUCCAUUGCUUUGCAGGAACCAGAGAUGCCUGCAAAAACUAAGUCAAGUAGCUCCUCUUCCUCCACAUCCUCCUCUUCUUCCUCCUCGGAUGAAGAGGAUGAAAGUGACCUGGAAGCAAAGAGAGGUCCCCGCAGCAGAGAGACUCACCCGGUACCGCAGAAGAAAGCUCAGAUCCUGGUGGCGAAGCCUGAAAUGAAAGACACUUCCAGGAAGAAGCGUGGGCGGAAACCUCUUCCCCCAGAGCAGAAAGCAGCUCGAAGGACCGUGAACCUGACAAAGGUGCUGAAAACGUCCCGGAAGGAGGUGGGCGGCAGCGGCAAGCUGAUGGGGAAGCUGCAGCCCCAGCACGGCUCACAGGGCUCGGGCAUGGCCAUGCUGAAGGACCCGCCGGGUGCCUUGGCUGGGCUCAGCUCCGGGGGUUCGUCUGCAGAAAACCUGCCCAACAUGAUGAAGAGCGGCUCGGCGAGUCCAAACCGGGCCAUCAGCUGGCAGAGCUCCAUCGUGCACUACAUGAACAGGAUGUCCCAAAGCCAGAACUCGGCAGAGACCUCGCCCCUGGGCAGGCUGGCACUGAAGUCCCAGGCAUCCAGUAAGAGUGGCUUAGGGCUGGACUUAAAAAUGAGGAGCCAGAAAGGAUCUGGGGAGCUUGGGCUGAGCAUGCAAGGACCCAAGACUGCUAAGGCUCCUAGCAGCGGCGCUGGAGGUGACCAGAAAUCAGGGUUUGCUGCGGGAGGCCAAAUGCUGCACAAUGGCAGCAAGACGCCUGCGAGCUCGUCCGGGGCCAGCAGCCAGCCGACCUCCAGUCAGGAGCUGAACCUCCAAGCUCUAAACCUGCAGAGUGUCAAAAAUGGGCCAAGCGUGGCCGGUGGGAGCAGCCUCCCUCGCCACCUUUGCAGCACCCUGUCCAAAGGCUCCGGCACGGCGGGGAGCGUGGGUGCCGGCGGUGCGAAGGGCGGCACGGCGGGUGCCGGGUUGAAUGCUGCCAGCGCCGGUGUGCUCUCAGGGGGGGACGGCGGCAAGAGCGAGAAGCAGGCACACCGGGCAGGCGACAGGGACUCGGCCAAAAGUGGCACAGCCGGCACGCAGGAUGGGCACGCGGCUGCGGAGAACCGCAAGCCGGCCGCCCUUUCCGAAAUGAGCACAGGCGAAGAGACCAGCUCAGAUUCGGACCGGGAUUCGGCUUCCUUCCCAGGCGUGGGUCAGAACAUGUCUGUCUCCAUCCAGACCAGCCAGGACUGGAAACCCACCCGCAGCCUGAUUGAGCAUGUCUUUGUCACCGACGUCACUGCUAACCUGAUCACAGUGACAGUCAAGGAGUCCCCCACCAGCGUCGGGUUUUUCAACCUACGGCAAUACUGAGCCCGGGACCAUGAGAGGAGGGAGAGGGUCCUUCAGCCUCUCCCUCAGCUUUGCCAAGCUCUUCCGUCAGGUUUUUCUUUCUUCAAGUGAACACGUGAGACCUGCUGGGACUCGUGUCUAGAGAGGCUUGAGAAAGACGCGGUGAAACCUGCUCAGAACUGCCAGCGGGUCGAUGGAUCCCUCCUGGCUUCUCUCCAUCCUCUCCCGGAGCAGUGCCCUGAGCGGAGGUGGCUGAUGCCAUUCUCCGGGAGCAGGGGCACCGGUGCUGCCGGGGCUGACAGGCUGGCAAGUUUUGAGCCAGGCUUCACUGUACGCGGGUUUCUUUGCUUUACAGCUUGAAACAGCAGAUGACAAGGUCUGCAGCUCUCCGGCAGCAGGGAGAGGGUGUGGAGCUGCGAUGGGCCAGGCUUAUACUCGGGAGAGGAAAAGGAGAUCCUUUUCUUUCCUCUGGGCUCUCUGUGAAUCUGUCUGUGAGUCGUGGGGAGUCGCAAGUCAAUCCAAAUGAGACAGCCGCUGCUCCCAGCCCUCGGGGGCUGCUGGGGGACGGCUGUAUACGGGGGUUUUUCAGGGUACAUUCAGCCCAGCCACCCCCCUGGGCGAGGUCACUUCCAAUGAUGGUGAAGCCCACGUUUCUGUUGGGGUUUCCAGCUGAUAGGGAAAUAUUGUUUACAUAUUUUAUUAAGGAAAAUUCUUUUUUUUUUUUUUUUGAGGGAGGGGAAUAAACCCAGUCUAGGGAAGACUGAAUCCUGGAUGCCACUGAUGAGACGGGCGUCAAAGGUGCCUCUUUCAGAGCAAGGGGUGGCUGGCAGUGGGUACCUCCUUGCUGCCCGGGGAGGGUCCUGCCUUGGGAGCCAGCAAGAGCCGCUGGCUUCUUCGCAGUGACUUGAUUUUCAGAGGAAAGCAAAGCCCAGAUUGUUGUGCAGCACAGGGAGCCCCAGCGCCGCUCCUCUGCCUCAUCCCAGCAUCGCCAGCGUCUCCCCCUCCCAUUCAGCAGUUUCCAGGCACUCGUAGGGACCGAGCUGGGAAUACUUUUUAAGACUUGCAGAACAUGCGAACCCUUCCAGCGGCAGGUAGGUUGGUACUCAGACUGCCAGGUGUCUGCAAGGUCGGUGCUGCAGUUCAGUUAAAAACAGAGCCGGGGGUGAGUGAGCUCUCCCUGCUGGGACCCCAGCUGGACCCAGCCUUGGAUGCUCGCUGGGUUUGACUCACACUGAUCAUCCACGUUUUUCUCCAGCUGGAGGGCUCAGAAGCUGGUCGAGGACACCUGCAUGGGUGAUCUGGAGCGGUGCAAAAGGGAAGGAGAGGAGAAGGAGAAGGGGCAGGGCCGGACAGUGCCAGCGGGUUCCUCAGGCCACUGUUCCCCAAGGAGCCGGAGGGCUUGCGGCAGCCGUUCGCCUUCAUCUUGCCAUCCUGUGCCAGCAGCUGGGGUUCUCAUUUUGGCUUGUAAUUGCAACCAGUAAUGGCUUUUUUACGGAGGUCUUUUUCCCUACUGUAGAUUACUCUUACAAACCAAAAUUAGCAGCAGUAGUUCAGGCAGAGUUUAGUAGCAUUUGAGGUCAUUUUAGUUCUGUUAAUGCUGAACUCCUUUCUCAGAGGAGAUAAGAAGCCUGCAGUCUGCCUGGUCUCGGUGCGUGGUUAGGAGGUGCCUCCAAAGGGCUGUCCCGCCAGCAUCUCCGGGGUGGGUGCUCAGUGUGUGCGUGAACAGGCACCGCUUCGGGGGUCACCGCUUGCUGGGUGACUGACCUGGCACCAGGACAGGCAUCUUUGCCACAGGCAGGGACACUCGCUGUGUCAUCACACACAGGAGUGCGGAGAUAAAUGGACCAAACUGAAGGUACAGGUACUUCUGACCCCCCCCCCGACGCAUCAGCUCACAGUGGUCGCGUUUGCUGCCGCUGGCUGGCAGCAGUGCAAUUCUCAGGUGAAAUGAAAAGCCAGCGCUGGCUGCACGUCCUGCCCGGUUGUUCAAGGGAUGGAUGGUUGUUCCCCGCACGGUGGCUGCAGCCUCUGCCAGGGCAGGCUCCUGUGCUCCAGAGAUGCUCUCCUUUAGCUUUUGUAUUUAAUCACCAGCCGUCCUGUUGGUCGUGGCUUUGAGUUUGUUGUGUUACAGAGCUGAGCGUGGCGUCCUGCGUGAGCCGACAAUGUGCCGGCGAGCCGGGGCGAAUAGAGCCGUAUAGUUGCCUUGCAGCAGGACCUGUGCAGGCUUCUCAGCCAGCUCCAGCUCUAGCCCCAGUGCAGCCAGGCAGCCUUGAAUGUCACCUGGCCACGGCGUUGGGCAACCUGGGGCAGGUGGUUUGCAGAGGACUGGUGCAGCCCUGCUCUGCUGCUGGCCGCCCAGCCCAGCAAUUUGCUGCGUGUUGAUCUGCCAGGCAAAGGGCCGAGGGAGGAGGAGGGAGCCUUGUCCAUGGAGGAUGUUCCCAAGGACAGAGUUUCCGUCGAGCUCCACGAUGCCAAAAUGUCACAGUCUGUGCUGUUUACCUUCUAGACUUUAACUUUGCCAAACAAGCUACCGUUGCUUUGAACAGUCCAAGGAGACGUUAGCCUGUGUCAGCAGAAACGAAUGCUCCGGGCACGGUUUCUGCUGGGUGUGCUUUUGUGCUGGGGAUACGAGCAUUUUGGGAGAAGAAUCAAGGAAUCUGGGAGCGCGGGGGUAACGCUCUUCCUCACACACCAAAUGUUUGCUACUUGGCCUUUGCAAAUCCAAACUGAACGACAAUGUGCCUUUCGGACCGUCCUUAUCUCAGCCUUGUCUGCGACACCGGUCCCACGACAGGUUUGUGCCUAUGCAAAGCAGGGUGGUCACAGGGUCCUGGGGACAGCCGUGACACCGAUAGGGGAGAGGUGCCCUGGUCCCCAGCGGGACACCCAGCCGUCGCACAGAGCCCUGCCGCAGCGCUGAAGGCAGACGAGGGAUUCCCGCCGAGGGGAAGCCGGCCCAGCAGGGAUGCUCUUGCCUAGAGCAGUAGAAUGUGGCGGCUGGUGUCCCCAAGGGGGGAAAAAGCAUCUGAGGAUGCUCCAAGAAGGGGUCAGGCACCAAGCAUCCACAGAGGGUGCAGGAGACGAGCUGCGACAGUGGGUGCUGUGCUCGCUGCACGCCGGCUCCAAGACGGCUGCUCCCCGCCAGAGCCCCCAUCGAAGCUCACAUGCAUUUCUCUGUGCAGGGGCUUGCUCCUGCCCCCCAGCCAGGCGAGGGGUCACUGGGCCCAGGCUUGUACCUGGGGGAACACGUAUCCCGAUGGCGAGCGGCUUUCCUCCAUCACCCACCCUUCCCAGGCGUGUCCCCCCUCCUGGUAGCGGCAGGACUCUGCUGUCACCACUUGCUAUUGUGCCUUUUGCUCACCAGCUGGUUCAAUUCCAAAGGUCUAAGGAUGGUGAAAAUGAUAACCCAGAAAUUUUUCUGACCUUCAUCUCCUCCUGCGUUCCUUCCCCAGCCCCUUCCUGACCUCGUGUUUCAGGAUCUCGGCUCUCCCAGCAGCGCUGGGGUGUCUGAGCGAAGGGUUCCUGUUGGAGUUUGCCUCUGAAAGGCACAUUAUGUGAGUGAUUUACUGUAAUCUUUUGUGGACAGGGGUUGAAAGCCGGUGCAGACCCUGUUUACCAGUCGGUACCAUUAGUAUUCAAGGUCUACCUUCCCCCCCCCCCCCCCUUUUUUUUUUUUAAGUUUGCUGCUAUGGGUUGGAGUGUUCAGCUGGGUGUCAAACAGCCAAUUAAAGGUUUGUCACUUGUCAUUUUCUAAGGGGUUUCCGAUGUGGAAAGUCCUGCAGUAUUUGUAUAUUGAAUGGAUAUUUUCUCCAGGCAUAAUCUGGUUAAGCAUACUUGUUGUUUUCCAUUGGACUGGAAGAGGUGGCCAAUUCAGCCAUCUUCCCUAGAAACUUAGUCUAUUUUUAUAUAUAUAUUUUGUACCAAAAAAACUGGAGCUGGUGGAGGGAUGGGGAUAGUUUAGGGGGUUUGGUUUGCGUUGAGUUUAUGAGCUGGGUGUGAAGGGCUCCAGAGCUGGAGAGGAGGUUUUUACUGAAAGAGAUUGAGGGAUGGGUGAAAACAAACAAUUGUUCUUGUAACUUGUGCCAGUCACUGGUCUGAUUUGUAUGUUUUAAUUAAAGAGAGAGCCAAAUCAUUCCUGUAUGACACUUAUAAUUGCUUUAAACUACAGCUGUUUGUUUGCUUUUAUUUUCAGAGAACAAAAGUUGGAGAUGUUAUUACCCUGGGAAAGCGUAAGGGCUUUGUCGAGCAGGACAGGCGCCCAGCCCGCCGAGCGACGCAGGGCUGCGGGGCCACGGUCACCGCUCCCCCCGGGGCCUCCGGUCGCCCUCCCGGCACCUCGCUUGCCUUUUGUGCGGUGUGUUUUCUAGUGCUUCUGGACACUAACGCUAGUGUAGACCCACGACCUCUAGGCUGCUUUUAAUUUAUUUGCAGGAAAACACUAGGAGAUGGUUACGUCGGGUGGGGUUUUUUUGUAUAA